AUGUCAGUUCUGCGUCAGAGAUUGCUAACCGACUUCUGUUUGCCUAUGAAAAAUCAGGAUUCGGGUUCCGGUGCAGGUAUUAUCUGUGAAUCGGAUUCUGCUCUUAAAACGCACUGUGAACUAGAUUCUGCUGUAAAUAUAAGCUGCGAAGCAGAUGCCUAUAAACAUGUGCUAUUACCUGUCAGUGAACCGUCAUCAUCAUCAAUGAGUAAAGAUAACACUUGUUCGAAAGUUGUUCGUUCAGUUAUAUUCUGUGGAAAUGAAGGUGUAAAAAAACGGCGAAAAACUCUACGCGAUGAUUCAAGGCAAAUGAUUUUGGAUGCUGGACAGAAGCAGUUUGGUUGUCAGCAUUGUAAAGAGUGUGAUAUGAUUUAUGACUACGAUUCAUUAUGUGAUCUAAAACGACAUCGAAAAUUUCACGGUCGUUUUCAAUCAACUGAAUGGUUUCGUGUGCAAAUUACGCAAUUAAAUGUUUGGAAAAGGUUUGAUUUCCACAUUGUUGAACAGUAUCAGGGAAUGCAUAGCUAUACAUUUUGUGUUCUGCAAACCUCGAAAUCUACGUUAAAAACUCGCAUUACCAAGGUGAUAUUGGAGUGCAUUAAUCAGGAGUUGGGUUAUGCGCCGGAUUUAGCCCAGAUAUGGACUUCAGAUGGCAGAAGACAGGUUUGGGUAUAUAUUACAGCUCUGGAUACCUGUUAUUUCAUUGGUGCUGUAGCAGUAGUAGAACAAGUAUCGGAAAAGCAAAUAUAUUGGGCAGAGGCCGAAAAUGGUAUUUAUAAGAGUGAUGACUUACACAUGGGUGUUAAUCGUAUUUGGGUCCAUCAAAUUUUACGUGGCAAAGGUAUUGCAGCAGUUUUGUUAGAUCAUGCUCGGACAAACUUUAUUAGAUCUGAUGUGAUACCACGAAACAGAAUUGUUUUCAGUAGUCCCACUGAAAACGGUUUACGAUUCGCUAAGAGCUAUGUUCCCAAGGAAAAAUUACUUUUUUACAAGAUAUUAUCUGCAUAA
Thelazia callipaeda (thelaziosis nematode) is the source of this 1008-nucleotide messenger RNA. The record is from the annotation of a GenBank genome assembly. Lineage: Eukaryota; Metazoa; Nematoda; Chromadorea; Rhabditida; Thelaziidae.